Brassicogethes aeneus is the source of this 1806-nucleotide messenger RNA. The record is from the annotation of a GenBank genome assembly. Lineage: Eukaryota; Metazoa; Arthropoda; Insecta; Coleoptera; Nitidulidae.
AUGAGUAUAAUUUCAUCAACUGAUGCCAGUGAUGAUGUCGAAUUUGAAGAUCUUCCGGAUCCCUAUCAUGUUUCUGAUGACGAAGAUCCAUAUUACAUUCCAACGCAAAAAUGCAAAAAGCAAAAAAGAAUAAAAGACUUCUUAACAAUAAAUUUGCCGUCUACAAGCACAAGCAAGGUCGCAGUUUCGGAGCCUGCUCCAGAGUCUUCAGACCAACUAACGACAAAUAUUAAAAGUAGCUGUCUUUUGGAUGGAAAGUUUUUUGAAGUUAUCAGUCAAAUACGUUUCGUUUUCGAGAUAUCCACAUUAACUCAAUGUGUUAAAGUGCUUUCCAAACGACUCAUAUAUUUCAUAUUUAAAAAAAAUAUUGUUCUUAUUUACUACAAGACAAACCGGUCGACGGCGGUAAGAAGAAUUGAUCAAUUACAUUCAAAUAUGUGUCAUGACAUAAAAGAAAAACUUAAAGAUACCGAUUAUGUAUGUACCACAACCGACAUAUGGUCUUCAAAAUCUAGAAGUUUUUUAGGCGUCACAUGUCAUUGGCUUGAUGAAAAUUUAACAAGACACUCUGCAGCAUUGGCGUGCAAAAGAUUUGAAGGAACGCACUCAUAUGAUCGAAUAGCUGAUAUUUUGGAUGAAAUUAAUAAAAGCUUUAACCUCAGUGCAAACAAAAUAAUGGCAACAAUUACUGACAAUGGUAGUAAUUUUGUUAAAUGCUUCAAAGAAUUUGGCCUGAUAAAUAACACUUCAUAUACUCCAGCAGAUGAUGAUUUUAAUUUGCCCCCAACAAAUGACGAAAUUGAUAGUGACAUUUAUCCAGAUUUUAAUUUUAACGAAACCGUUUUUGACGAAUCGAAUGCCGAGAGAGGGCACCGUCUUUGGAACAAAGCAGGUAGACCUAAAUCCUCGGAAAUAAUUAAAAACCUUCUUGGUCACACAUUUAGUAUUCCUGGAGUAACCCGAUGGAAUUCAUUGUACGACGCUGUACAGAAAAUACUUAAGUCUAAGGAAAAAUUGCCUUUAUUAUGCGAAAGACUUAUGAUUGCACCUUUUAGAGAAAAUGAAAUUCUUUUUUUGGAAGAAUAUAUUCAAAUUAUGAAACCUCUAGCUGAAACUUUGGAUUUUCUACAGGGUGAAGAAAAUACCUACUAUGGAUAUUUGCUACCCAGUAUAGUUUCUAUGAGAACAAAAAUGCAAAAACUAAAACUAUCAAAUGAAAUAGAACAGCUUCUACGACCUCUGGACUUUAUAAUUGAUUCAAUUGAUCGCAGAUUUGCUUUUUUACUUACUCUUAAAAAAGAAUCAAGGACAGCGGUCAUUGCAGCAGUCCUUUGUCCCAGAUUUAAAAUAAGAUGGUACAACGUGUUUAAAAAUACUGAAAUUUCAACAACAUCGAAGGAAAUUCAGUCAUGGGUAAUCGAAGCAAUAGAAGCAAGUAUUUCUGAAGCAGGAUUUAAAACCCCAGAAAAACAAAUAUAUAACGAUAAUGAUCCAUUUUUUGAUUUUAAGGAAGAUACUGAGUCAUUCUCUUCCAGUGCUGGAAAUUUAUUAGUUGAUGCGAAAGCGAAGAGUCAAUCCGAACUGGAACUCCUAAAAUACCUAAACGAUCAAAGAACCAGUCUCAGCAUGCUAGACGAUUAUAAAUAUAUUAAAAUUGUUUUUCGUAAAUACAAUACAAUCCUCCCAUCAUCAGCUCCUGUUGAGCGCCUUUUUAGUUUUGCCCAAAUUAUUAAUGCGCCUCGUAGGCAUGCUUUAAGUGACAGCAAUUUUGAAAAACUGGUAACGUUAAAAGCAAAUAAGUUUUAG